Molecule: messenger RNA, 1137 nt
Organism: Fusarium sp. VM40
Lineage: Eukaryota; Fungi; Ascomycota; Sordariomycetes; Hypocreales; Nectriaceae
Source: the annotation of a GenBank genome assembly
AUGGCCAGUACCAAUGUUUCCUGUUCUAAAGAGGCAUUCAUCCUUCUGUCGAUCGGAAUCAUAGUCAUCUGUCUACGAACAUACGCAAGGAUACGGCAGGUCGGCAUCCGAAACCUCGAGGCUGACGACUAUUUGAUGCUGCUGGUCAUCAUUCCGUAUACAAUUGAAUCGGGCCUUGCGUAUAUGGUCAGAGCACGAUUUCAUGGAUUAACGAAUAGCUGGAUGACAGACGACGAGCGCGAUGCUUUAUUACCGCAGAGUGACGAAUAUCGAUGGAGAGUUGGCGGGUCCAAAAUACAAGUUGCCGGCUGGACUAUGUACGCAACAGUACUUUGGGUCAUCAAAAGUGCGCUGUGCGCCUUCUAUUUCCGACUCACGGCUAGUCUUGCAGGUUACAAGACUCGCAUCUAUAUCGGCUUUGGCAUGAUCCUCUCCACAUAUGCCAUAGUACUCUCAUGUAUUCUUUUGAGCUGUCAGCCAUUCAAUCAUUUCUGGCAAAUCAACCCUGACCCAGGCAACUUGUGCCAGCCUGCCUUAUCCAAGUUGUAUAUCUUUAUCGUGGUCAGCCUCAACAUUGCCACCGACGUUUACCUACUCGCUAUUCCGAUCCCCAUGCUUUGGGGAGCUGGUAUUCCGAAAGUCAAGAGGUAUGGACUGCUACUGCUAUUCUCUGGUGCCAUCUUUGUUAUAGCGGCUGGAUUGUUGCGGUGCUUCCUUAUCCUCUACAACCCACAAACAGGCCCCCAACAAGGUGCUUCAUGGGCUGUUCGAGAAUCCUUCGUUGCUAUCGUAACGUCCAAUAUACCGAGCACAUGGGCAUGGAUGCGCCAGAAACUAAAACCAGUCUUCGGCUCACUUCUAUCAUCCAACAAGAACAGCUCAAAGUCUAAUAAAGAGCCUCAACCUGAGAGCAUCAAGCCUGAAGACAAUAGAGCAAUUUAUAACAACAGCGGUGGAUGGUCAACUAAUUCGACGAUUGGAUACGGCAACAAAGAUGAUCCCAUUAUUUACACUCAACACAACUCUAUGCUGCAGGGUGAUGACGUGGAACCGUGCAAGGUUUACAUACCAAACUUCGACGGGUUUUCACAUGAAGGCGAGUUCGCAGUUGAGGUGUCGUGGGCUCGAUACUUGUGA